This is a messenger RNA of Penaeus vannamei (Pacific white shrimp), 1087 nucleotides long. Lineage: Eukaryota; Metazoa; Arthropoda; Malacostraca; Decapoda; Penaeidae. The record is from RefSeq and is a predicted model, not a curated record.
CUGUUGGUGUCUCUUCGCAAUCUCCAACAAAUCCAGUACACCACCUGGAGUUCUCCCAUCGGCGAGACUCUGCUCUUCCUCAAUCAGAUCAACUCCACCAUUGGAUCUUUUUCCCUCACCUCUUUGGCAAAGUGGCAGCCCACUGAACACAGUCUACGGAAUUUACAAAAGCUUUGUCCACGUCUGCAAAAACUCAUGAUUGAGUGCUUCGACCCAUCCCUCACGUCUCUCGAUGUUCUUUCGGAAUUUAAAGAACUAACAGCCUUGAACCUUCGACUUGUCUCCGAGGAACUUAUUGUGUCUGCCGUCAAGGCUCUUGGCAAGAACCUGUUGGAACUGCAAGUGGAGUUUGAGGAGUACUCCUACCAUACUAUCUCUCUGGACACUAUCAAGACCAUCCAGGAACACUGUCCACACCUUCAACGUCUGGAGAUGAAACACGUCAACAUAUCCUCUAAUCCUGGGGAUCAUCUGCACUCCAAGAACACCAUCGCCCUCCCAGAACUCAAGGAACUCGUCCUGUCCAGCGCGGUGAUCCAGCCAGCCUCCCUGGAAACCCUUUUGUCCGGCAACGAGUCUCUGGAAUCCCUUGUUCUAGACGUCAACCAAGAUGCUCUUACUGACACGGUCCUUGCCACAUUCCUCAAGCACAACAGUCUUCAUCGGCUGAGUUCCAUCUUCCUGGGUGCCGGAUCGCUGUCAGCCCAAGCCCUCACGUCCCUCUUGUGUCUGCCCGAUCUGCAGAAACUGUCGCUGGACCUCAAGAGGUUCCCGUUCAUCCCUGUCUUUGCUUUCAGCUCGCUGGAAGGCAGCCUCAGCAAGGGCAACUUCCAGUGCGUCCUCACCAAUGUUAUUAGAGAUGACUGAGUCUUUCCUGUGUAUAGUAGGAAUAACUAUUUAUUAAUGUAACUUAUUAUAUUUAUUUAAAGCAUGUAUUUUAUAUGACUAAAUACUGCUAAUUCAUUUAUCGAAUUCAUUAUAUUUAUUAUGAACAUAUGGUUCAUGGUAGACUGAAACUCAUACUUAUUAAUUACUAUUAGGUGAUAGACCUAUUACCAAACCUGUAAAUGAUUGUGUAGGAUAAAUA